Nematolebias whitei (Rio pearlfish) is the source of this 969-nucleotide messenger RNA. RefSeq lists its product as uncharacterized. The coding region runs from base 1 to 924 and encodes 307 amino acids. The record is from RefSeq and is a predicted model, not a curated record. NCBI's taxonomy places the organism in Eukaryota, Metazoa, Chordata, Actinopteri, Cyprinodontiformes, Rivulidae. The transcript has 6 exons.
AUGAACGUUCCUACAAGCACCCUGCAGAUGUUGGAUGCCGUCUAUCACGAGCUGCUGCUGAUGGUCUCUGCUGCUGAGGUGGAGGUGAAGGACACCCUGGCUAGACUCGUUGGAGGAAACAUCACUUUCCCCAUCUCAGUGAAGGAGAGUGGAUUUCUUUUAAAGGAAAGACAGAACAUUGCUAUGGUCAUUAGAGGAACAUUUGAGUUAGUGGAGAACAUUUACCAGAACCAGGUUGUCUGGGACAGAAACUCUGGUCUCUUUACCAUCACAACCCUGCAGAAAAAUAACUCUGGAAUUUAUACCAUUGAUAAUAAACACGGACAAGUUUCAGUUUUAUCCUAUCACCUGGCAGUGUACGACUCGCCUCCGACUCCUGUGGUGAAACGUCUGAAUGUCAGCUCCGACAGCUGCUGGCUGCUCUGCUCCGUGGACAAACCCAUUAAUCUGUCCUGGUACCGAGACCAGGAGCUACUGAACCAGAGCAGCUCGGAGCUCUCUUCAUUCAUUUUGGUGCACAGACAAGACCGAGGCUCCAAGUAUAAAUGUGUUGCUGCCAACCCUGCAGACAACCAGACUCAUCAUAUCGACCUGAGGGAAACCUGUAGGUUCACCGAGUCAGACGGAGAUAACCAAAUGAGACAAUACUGGCUUCCAAUUGGACUCGUCUCUGUGUUUAUUGCAUUUAUUGGACUCUGCGCCUGUUUUAUCAAGCAGAGAUAUAUUCAAAGCAAAAAGGGACACAGACAAACACAAGGUUCAGACGGGGAAGUCCAGUAUACGCCAAUUCAUAUAAGAACGGACAGACAGACUCAGGAAGAAAAUCUUCCAGAACCACCAGGUCCUGCUGACCAGUCCAGUCUAACAACAAUCUAUGCUAAAAUGGAACAUCAAAGAUCCCAGACAGAACCUGCAGCCAUUUAACUGGGAACAGGACAUUUCAGAGUUGAACGAGCUGCUGACUGUAUA